Messenger RNA from Carassius carassius (crucian carp), 2734 nucleotides. RefSeq names its product kinesin light chain 1-like. The record is from RefSeq and is a predicted model, not a curated record. Gene Ontology annotation, molecular function: kinesin binding. Gene Ontology annotation, biological process: microtubule-based movement. NCBI's taxonomy places the organism in Eukaryota, Metazoa, Chordata, Actinopteri, Cypriniformes, Cyprinidae. The transcript is spliced from 16 exons. Gene Ontology annotation, cellular component: cytoplasm; membrane-bounded organelle; kinesin complex. Bases 67 to 2040 code for a protein of 657 amino acids.
ACGCCCAUCUGAGGACACCGCCUGAGGAGUGACGUAAUUUCUACCGACGCGGCCGCUCAUGUGCGCAUGCGCAGUGUCACAUCCACAGAGGACAUCUUGGAAUUAAAGGGGCGCCUAGCGAAUCCUGACAAAAGCGACGAUUCCAGGACGCUGGUCUGCUGGAUCAUGUCCACGAUGCUGUCUCCUCGUGAUGAGAAGCUGGAGAAGCUGUCGCAGGAGGAGAUCAUCUCCAACACCAAGCUGGUGAUCCAGGGUCUGGAGGCGCUGAAGAACGAGCACAACUCCAUCCUGCACAGCCUCCUGGAGACCAUCAAGUGCCUGAAGAAGGACGAGGAGGCCAGCGUGGUUCACGAGAAGUCCAGUCUGCUCCGGAGAUCUGUGGAGAUGAUCGAGCUGGGGCUGGGCGAGGCUCAGGUGAUGAUGGCUCUGUCCAAUCAUCUGAACGCGGUGGAGUCGGAGAAGCAGAAGCUGCGUGCUCAGGUGAGGCGUCUCUGUCAGGAGAACCAGUGGCUGCGAGACGAGCUGGCAAACACACAGCAGAAGCUGCAGAAGAGCGAGCAGAGCGUGGCACAGCUGGAGGAGGAGAAGAAACACCUGGAGUUCAUGAACCAGCUCAAGAAGUACGACGAGGACGUGUCUCCUUCGGAGGAGAAGGACGGUGAGCCGCCCAAGGACUCUCUGGACGAUCUCUUUCCUAACGAUGAGGAGGAACACACUCAGGGAAUGCAGCACCAGCACAACAGUGCGGCGGUGGCGGCGGCGCAGCAGGGCGGCUACGAGAUCCCGGCGCGGCUGCGGACGCUUCAUAACCUGGUGAUCCAGUACGCGUCUCAGGGCCGCUACGAGGUGGCCGUGCCGCUCUGCAAACAGGCUCUGGAGGAUCUGGAGAAAACAUCUGGACACGACCACCCCGACGUGGCCACCAUGCUCAACAUCCUGGCACUCGUGUACAGGGAUCAGAAUAAAUAUAAAGAGGCGGCUCACCUGCUGAACGACGCUCUCUCCAUCAGAGAGAAAACUCUGGGCAAAGACCAUCCUGCUGUUGCAGCCACUCUCAAUAAUCUGGCAGUGCUGUACGGGAAGAGAGGCAAGUAUAAGGAGGCCGAGCCGCUGUGUAAACGAGCGCUGGAGAUCCGAGAGAAGGUGCUGGGGAAGGAUCAUCCUGACGUGGCGAAGCAGCUGAAUAACCUGGCCCUGUUGUGUCAGAAUCAGGGGAAGUAUGAGGAGGUGGAGUAUUAUUACUGCAGAGCGCUGGAGAUCUACGAGCAUCGGCUCGGCCCGGACGACCCCAACGUGGCCAAAACCAAGAACAACCUGGCCUCCUGCUUCCUCAAACAAGGCAAAUACAAAGAAGCCGAGGUCCUGUACAAAGAGAUUCUGACCCGCGCUCACGAGAAGGACUUCGGAUCUGUGGAUGCUGAAAACAAGCCCAUCUGGAUGCAUGCGGAAGAGAGAGAGGAGAUGAGCAAGGGGAAACACAGAGACAACACGCCGUACGGUGAAUACGGAGGGUGGUACAAAGCCUGUAAAGUCAACAGCCCGACGGUCAACACCACGCUGAGGAACCUGGGAGCUCUGUACCGCAGACAGGGCAAGAUGGAGGCAGCGGAGACACUGGAGGAGUGUGCCACCAGAUCACGCAAACAGGGUGUGGAUCUGGUCCAUCAGACACGUGUGGUGGAGCUCCUGAAGGAGGACGGCCGGCGCAGCAGAGACAGUGUGUCCACUGUGAAGUACGAGAGCGGCUCUGAGGCCGGUGAUGAAGUGAGUAUGGCCAUAGAGUGGAGCGGGGAUAGCAGUGGUGUUCUGCAGCGCAGUGGUUCUAUCGGUCGUCUCAGAGAUGUUCUGCGCAGGAGCAGUGAGAUGCUGGUGAAGAAACUCCAGGGAAACGCUCCUCCAGACACACUCAAAAUGAAACGAGCUGCUUCACUCAACUUCCUGAACAAGACGGGAGACGAGUCCUUCCAGAAUCUGUCCGGCCGGCUCCGAGACACUCGAGGCUUGAGCUCCAGUAACGUGGAUCUGUACAGCGGGAGUUAAACCAGAGCACCACGUACCACUGCACUCGUCUCUCACACACACACACACACACACACACAGUCUGACCCGAGUGGCCGCUGUUACACUAUAAAGUCAUAUAAUAAGCCCUGGUCAGGGAGCACAUUAGUGAUCAGGAGUAGAUGCUGUCUGCUGGUGGAAGGGAACUGCUUCUCUUUAGUUACACUACAUAUGAACUGUGUUUACAUGGAUGCUGUUAGAGAUUGAUCAUUCACAGAGCUGGAGCGUCUGCUCGUCUUCAGAGCUCACACACACACACACACACACACACACAAAGUCUGUGGUGUUUCUGUUUUAAUGCUGAGACUGAUGCUGCGUCUAAAGGUCAAUAUUAUCAUGAAUAUUCAGCUCUCUGUAUAAUGUGCAGAUCUCAGAGUAUAUCUACAGAAACCUCAGAUCUGGGUCAGAAUCUGUGAGUGCUCAGGUCACAGCUCUGAACUCUGACCUCUGUUACGUUCAGUCAUCUCUUCCUGUUACUUUACACAGACCCCGCUUCAUUCACUGCAUGCACACCAUAGUGCAGUCUUUACAGUCUACUUUAAUAAUACUAAUCAUGGUAUCAGGGUUUACAUAUAUAUAUAUAUAUAUUUUUUUUUUGGAGUAAAUGGGUUAUUGGAUAAAUAUUAUGUGUAUAUCUGUUCAUUCCAGUUCAUUUGUUGAAUGAAUGUUUCCAGUC